AUGAGAUUAAAAAUAGAAUAUUUUUUUAUUUACUUUUUAUUUAGAAUAAGAAAUAAAAAUUAUGUAAAUUGUUUAGAUAAUUUAUUUAAAUCUAAUUGGAAUUCCAAUGAUAAAAUUGAAGUUAAUUUAAAUUUUACUAAUGAAGAUAAAAAUGAAGGAUGUACAGGUUCUGUAGAACAAAAACUGAUAAAUGGUGAACAAAUUUUUAAAACAAAUAAUUUAAUUAGGAAAUCUGAGAUUAAUGAGAGAAGAUUUUUAAGUAUAAAAAACCACAUUUAUAGAGAAUUUAGAAUUUACUUUUUUAAGUCAAGUAAUUCAAUUUCAAAUGAUUUUUAUAAAAUAUUAUUUGAAUGUGCAGAAGCAUCAUCAGCAAAACCUUAUUUAAUAGAUAUUUGUGUAAAAAAGUAUUUUAAAAAAUAUAAUAUUGAAUUUUCUUCAACAUGUUUAAGUUGUUUUAGUAAUUUCAUUGGGUGUGGUUUUAUAUCAUGUAAUGAACAAUGUUCAGUAGAUCAAUGUAAUUCUGAAUGUAAAACAUGUAGUGAAAAAAAUUGUUUUAAAAAAUUAUUAAAUUGUACGAAACUAGACAAAUUACCAAGCCCUUGUAAAUGA
Molecule: messenger RNA, 609 nt
Organism: Plasmodium gallinaceum
Lineage: Eukaryota; Apicomplexa; Aconoidasida; Haemosporida; Plasmodiidae
Product: conserved Plasmodium protein, unknown function
Exons: 1
Coding region: 1-609 (202 amino acids)
Source: RefSeq, a predicted model, not a curated record